Molecule: messenger RNA, 3615 nt
Organism: Pteronotus mesoamericanus
Lineage: Eukaryota; Metazoa; Chordata; Mammalia; Chiroptera; Mormoopidae
Gene: CUNH1orf198
Product: chromosome unknown C1orf198 homolog
Exons: 4
Coding region: 27-1016 (329 amino acids)
Source: RefSeq, a predicted model, not a curated record
GGCGGGGAGCGGCGGGCCAGCCGGGCAUGGCGUCCAUGGCGGCGGCGAUCGCAGCCUCGCGCUCGGUCGUCAUGAGCGGGAACCGGCCUCUGGACGACCGGGAGCGUAAACGCUUCACCUACUUCUCGUCGCUGAGCCCCAUGGCCAGGAAGAUCAUGCAGGACAAGGAGAAGAUCCGCGAGAAGUACGGGCCCGAGUGGGCGCGGCUGCCGCCCGCGCAGCAGGACGAGAUCAUCGACCGGUGCCUGGUGGGGCCGGGCGCCCCGGCACCACGCGACCCCGGGGACCCCGAGGAGCUCGCGCGCUUUCCUGGCCUGCGCGGGCCCACGGGCCAGAAGGUGGUGCGCUUCGGGGACGAGGACAUAACUUGGCAAGAUGAGCACUCUGCCCCUUUCUCCUGGGAAACGAGGAGUCAGAUGGAGUUCAGCAUCUCCUCCUUAUCCAUCCAGGAGCCGAGCGGCGGCCCCACCAGCGAGCCUAGGCCACCGUCCAAAGCUGCUCAGGGCUCGCAGGCCCUCCGGCCUCCCCAGGGCAGCAAGUCCUGCAGCCUGGAUGCUCUGGGUCCCGCCCGGAAGGAAGAGGAAGCGUCCUUCUGGAAGAUCAAUGCAGAGCGGUCCCGCGGGGAGGGGCCCGAGGCCGAGUUCCAGUCGCUGACCCCCAGCCAGAUCAAGUCCAUAGAGAAAGGUGAAAAGGUCCUGCCGGCCUGUUACAGGCAAGACCCUGCCCCGAAGGACAAGGAGGCCAAGGUGGAGAGGCCCAGCCAGCCCCGCCCGGAGCCGCGUGUCCUUCCCAACGCCAGCGUCGGGCGUGAAGGGCCCCAGCCCCCCCAGGCCUGUGCCAGCACCGUGGAGGAGGUCACCCCCUCCGAGCCCGUGCGCAAGCUGCCCUCCCCCGUGGCCGGCCCGGGCGGUGGGGAGGACAUGGAAGAGGAUCUGUUCUCGGAACCCGCACCUGCGCAGGUCAGCUCAAGCAAUGUCAUCUUGAAGACGGGGUUUGAUUUUCUGGACAACUGGUAAAAUGUGUUAGACCAAAAAAAACCAAAACCCCAUAAAAACCCAAGAACCCCCAAAUGUUUUCUGGAGCGGUGUGGCGGAGGAGGAUGCAAAGGACAGCGUUUCCUGGGUCCUUUCUGGUUGCAGUGCCCAAUUUUCUUAAUCUUUUGGAAACUGGUAAAAAUUGCCUUGCCCAGAUUUCCACACUUUCCCCUUUUUGGUAAGACCAGAGAGAUACGCUAUUUUCAAUGCUUUGAUAACAAGUUUUACACUUGGAAUUUUUAAAGACCGUUUCGGGAGUUCAGUAAAUCUUGCAAAUACAACUUCUGUUCCGGCUGCACCCAGUCCACCCGUCCCCCGGAGAAGGGCUCUCUCUGAUGUCAUAAAAGCUACUUCCGCCCCUGCUCCUUUAUCCCCUCCCUUUUUUGAAUGGGUGGGGCUACCUUUGGCAGGGGAUUGCUGGUGACAUCCUCAGCCACGGUGCCGUCAGCAUGCUGGCUGUGGCCGUGGAAAGGUUUGCUCCCCACGCGCCCCCCCGCCCCCGCCUCCGCCUCCAGAUGCCCAGGGCUUCCGCGCAGAAGCCCUGUUUCUUGAAUCUUGUGCCACCCUCCGCCCUGUGUGUCACUUCCAGGAAACAGACAUGACACGUGGCAGAGGGCGUCUUUGAGCGGCCCUGAUGCUUACUCAGACUAUCCAUCCUUGUUUAAGAGUUGCAUGUUUAAAAGUUUUGUAUUAACUUUUCAUUAUUUUGUAUCUAGAUUUAGCGGUGGUAGGGCUACCACUUUAGAAGUUCUUUGCUACUUCUGUGGCCUCUGGGUGUCCCUGUCCCGGGCGCCUUCAGGAGGAAGGGCUGAUGGCAGGUGUCGCCGGAGGACAGGGCUCUCCUGAUUAGUUGUGUUAGACCUUCCCGUGUGAGACCGGCCGGGGCUCCUUCCUCCCAAGGACUGGUCAAGCUGUGUCGCCGUGGACCCUCCCCCAACCCUGGCCGCCAGUGGAAGUGGAGUUGUCCAGCGUCUGCACGGACCCAGCAGUGCCCCCUGGAGACCUUUGUGGUCAUAGCAACAGCACCUCCUGGGGAGGGAGGACUGGGGGCCUCACCCUGGGAAGCCUGUGCCCUGACCAUGGCCCCGGGCUGCGUGAACCUGCAGGACACGCCCCAGUGUGGUCCCCACAGCACCCCUCACUGUGUUCUCCUCACCUGAAGCCUUAAUCCCAGCGAGUCCUGCCAGCGUGCGCCUGGUCUCAAUAUCAAAGUGUAUCUUUAAAAAAAAAAAUGCCUCUGUUUAACAGGACAAAUCUGAAAUGAUUUUCAGAAUAUUUUAGCUGGCUCCAAGGUGAAGCACAUGGCAACAUUUUAAUUUUUUCCAGGAAAGUUUCUGCCAAAGCCGUGGCUUAGCCAAUGUUUGGUUUGGUUCCUGCCAAUUGCUUAACGUUCCUAAACCUCAUUUGGCUCCUUCGGGUACUGGAUUUGACCUUCCUCCUUUGGUGACUGUCUAUUGUGGCAAAUGCGGGGUUUUUUUUGUUGUUUUGUUUUUUUCCGUGCGGUUUAAGUAGAGUUGAACUAUAGAAAGGAAAAUAGGUUUCUAGCAUGGUGGUGAGGGAAGGGAGCCUAGAAAGCCCACCUGGAACAGCACACGGGGGGCCGGCCCCCCUGGGCCAGCGGCAGAGCCUCGAGCCUGGCUUACCCCCUGCCCCAGUGAGGGCCGGGAGCUGCCUUAGAACCCGGGCUUGAAAGAAGGGUCCUUCAAAACCAGGAGAUGUGCAGACAUGGGUUUGUGUCCCCUGGUGUUGAGAGCAGAGAAGAAAGACCUGUGUCCUCAGACGAUUAGCCCGAAGCGAUCUGUCUGUUCUUCUGGGAGACGAUUCUAAUUUCUUUCCCACUUUCCCAUCAAGCCCAAUAACCCCUUCAAGCUCGGAAAUCCUAGAGGGGACCUAAAGUCGUGUUGCUUUGCUCCGCUUUCCGAAGUAAAGGAAUGUGAGAGGGGGAAGCGGAGGCCUGCAGGGUGCUGGCUCGUGGUCUGCACCCGGCCGGGCCUGCCUGUCCUCGUAACCAUGGCAGCCUGUAUACAAAGAUGGUUCCUUUGCCGUCCCCUGGGAAUCUAUGGUCAGUGAAUCCAAAUAAGGGAAAAUUAAGCUCCUCUGUCCACCACCUUUCUCCCCCGUGUAUCAGGAUGGAGCUUCUAAAACCAGAAGUUUCUAUUUAUCAUUUUAAAAAUACACUUUUCAGCUGCAGCCUGUAUGUUUUCGGAUUUCCCGCACCCCUACCCUCUGCGCCUGGGAUUCAGCUCAGAGAGUCAGCGUCUUGCCUUGGGUGGCUGUAUUUUGCAAAAUCUCUCCCAAGAAGUCAGACACCAGUCUCAGCCCUUUGCCCUGGGGGUCCGCCCCGGCCCCCCUGGGCCUGGGAGCGCCACCCACUUUGGGAACAGCGGGGGUCGCAGCCCCCACGUGGCUGUCAGAGCGGCCUCCCUUUCUUUGCGCCUCUCUUUCUUUGAUACACAUUUUCAACAAUGAAAAUUCUUACUGGCUACUUGUAACUUGGUUGUAUUUUAUAUUAAUAACCUUUAAUAAAGCCAUUGAAAAUAUUCUAGACGUGUCUGUUUGGGCCUCUGCCGGGGCCGGGGUG